GUGAGUUCAUGUUCACCGAACUUGUGUUUGUCAGUAUCCGUCACAAUUACAAUUUCACAAUUAAUUUUUAAAUAGGAAAUAAGUUCUGUUAAAUAUUUAGAAUUCUCAUAAAUUAAAGAUAUGGCUGAAAUUGAUGAUGCUUGGCUUAAGUCAGCUUUAGUUCAAGAAUCAACAAUAUGUCAGAAGAUCAAACAAAUUGGUAUAACAUCAGACUCCCAAUCACCUGGGAUUGGUAAAGCGUCAAUAGACACUCCAAGGCCAGACCUGUCAAGCUCUUCUAGUGAGGACAAUGUUGUUAUUUCAAAGGCCGAAGCGUCAUUACUGCAAAAGGUGGUCAGAAAGGGCUUGAUUGAAUCAAAACAUGACAUUGAAGUCCAAAGGAAAGACCCAAAUUCACCACUUUACUCAGUGAAAAGUUUUGAAGCAUUGCACCUGAAACCCCCUUUACUGAAGGGUGUUUAUGAAAUGGGAUUCAACGCUCCGUCUAAGAUACAAGAAACUGCUUUGCCGACCCUUCUUGCUGAUCCACCUCAGAAUAUGAUUGCACAAAGUCAAUCUGGAACUGGAAAAACCGCAGCUUUUGUAUUAGCAAUGUUGUCAAGAGUAGACCCAUCUCUGAACUACCCUCAAGUUCUUUGUUUAUCGCCAACAUAUGAGUUAGCCAUACAAAUCGGUGAUGUUGCAAUGAAAAUGUCAAAGGAAUGCAAUGACAUCAGGAUUCGCUUUGCAGUUAGAGGGGAAGAAGUGGAAAGAGGGACACAGUUAACAGAACAUAUUAUCAUCGGAACGCCUGGAAAAGUGGUCGACUGGGCGCUUAAGUUCAAAUUCUUUGAUCUCAGCAAAAUCAGAGUAUUUGUGCUUGAUGAGGCGGACGUUAUGAUUGCGACUCAGGGUCACCAGGAUCAAAGCUUCCGCAUUAGAAAAGCAUUGCCUAAGGAAUGUCAGAUGAUGUUUUUCUCCGCCACUUACGAUGAAUCUGUAAUGGAUUUCGCUGAAGCAAUUGUUGACAAUCCCGUCACAAUCAGACUAAAGCGAGAAGAAGAAUCCCUGGACAAUAUUAAACAGUAUUACGUUGAGUGUUCAAACCAAGAAGAAAAGUAUAUGGCGAUAUCUAACAUUUACGGAGUCGUGACGAUUGGCCAGACAAUCAUAUUCUGUCAUACGAGGAAAACAGCUAGUUGGCUAGCAGAGAAGAUGACUAAGGACGGACACGCGGUGGCGCUACUUUCGGGAGAACUUACAGUUAAUCAGAGGAUCAUGAUAUUGGACCGCUACAGGGAGGGGAAGGACAAAGUGCUCAUUACCACCAAUGUUCUUGCCAGAGGAAUUGACAUUGAGCAAGUUACCCUGGUGGUAAACUACGACCUACCUGUGGACCAGAACUACCGCGCGGAUUGUGAGACAUAUCUACACAGGAUAGGACGGACAGGGAGGUUCGGCAAGGUGGGCAUCGCUGUCAACUUGAUAGACUCUCCUCAGGCACAUGAGAUACAAAGACAAAUCAAGGAGCAUUUUGGCAAAGAAAUAGAACGCCUCGACAGCAACGACUUGGAAAAGCUCGACCAAUUGAACCGAAUUUGAAGACCAAGACAUCAAAUGUUUUAAUCGCAAUCGGCUAUGUUACUAAGAUAUGAACUAAAACAAUUUUUUACUGCAGUGACUUCUAUGAACAAGUGUAGCCUUACUAAGCAUCAGACUUUUAGGUCUAAGUCAGGUAUUAACACUCCUCUUUUUUAAGAAUAAUUCCCUUUUGUGUUUGUAAAGUUUUUUUUAAUUUCAUGUUUACUUCACUAUUUUGUUUAUGUAUAAAAUGUUUACUUAAAAUACAGAUUGUAUAUUUCAUUCUCA
Molecule: messenger RNA, 1848 nt
Organism: Macrosteles quadrilineatus (aster leafhopper)
Lineage: Eukaryota; Metazoa; Arthropoda; Insecta; Hemiptera; Cicadellidae
Product: DEAD-box helicase Dbp80-like
Exons: 10
Coding region: 121-1581 (486 amino acids)
Biological process (GO): poly(A)+ mRNA export from nucleus
Cellular component (GO): cytoplasmic stress granule; nucleus
Molecular function (GO): ATP binding; RNA binding; RNA helicase activity
Source: RefSeq, a predicted model, not a curated record